Messenger RNA from Amphibalanus amphitrite, 880 nucleotides. RefSeq lists its product as uncharacterized. Lineage: Eukaryota; Metazoa; Arthropoda; Thecostraca; Balanomorpha; Balanidae. Bases 64 to 756 code for a protein of 230 amino acids. The transcript has 2 exons. The record is from RefSeq and is a predicted model, not a curated record.
GAUAACGAUUUGUAGCGACAAUAUAACGUCUUUUAUUCGCCUUUUUACCCGUUAAUACCAACCAUGCCAAAAAAGACCGCCCGUUGCUCGCUUGCCUGUGACGCCGAUCAGCUCAAGGCCAAGAGGGCUCAGUAUCAGAGCAUUCUGUCGGACCUGGCGCAGCUCGACACCGACAAUGACGCCUCGCGCGUGCUCAACUACAACAAGCGCGAGGUGCUGCAGCUGCUCGAGCAGAUCAGGGGCGCGGCGCCGGCCGGCCGCGGCGCCGACACGCCCGUGCCCGGCUGGCUCAACGUCGAGACGAUGGUGGGCGCGGUGGCCACCGGCCGGCCGGGCGGCCGCGCCGUCGGCCGCGCGCGAGACGAGGCUAUCACCGGCCUGGGCCACCUGUUCUACAUGGCCGGCGCGCAGAUGACCUCCGUGCUGGACGAGUCGCUGGAGGCGCUGCUGUCCGUGCUGCGUGACGCCGAGAGCGGCUGCUCGCCAAGGGCGGCGUGCAGGCGCUGGUCGAGUGCGUGCACAACUACCGCCAGCAGGCGUGGGCAGCGCGCUGGGCCUGCCACACGCUGGCCGUGGCGCUGGCCGACAACGCCGACGUGUGGAGGCACCUGCGUCAGCUGGAGACGCUGGAGACCACCCUGUCGCACCUGGCGCUGGACGAGCCGCUGUGGACCAACUGGGACAACAACCACGCGUCCAUCCUACACGGCCUUCUGUACGGGCCGCGCACCGUCCGCCAGUGACGGCCGGCUGUGACGCCCGUGCUGACCGGGUCACUGUCUAGUCUCUGGUUCCACCGUGUCGUCGGCGACGUGCCGUCCAGUAUGUAGGUAUAGAUAUUCAGUUGGGCGGCAGUCGCCCAAUAUACAAUCUCUGCGCA